Molecule: messenger RNA, 2129 nt
Organism: Hermetia illucens (black soldier fly)
Lineage: Eukaryota; Metazoa; Arthropoda; Insecta; Diptera; Stratiomyidae
Product: IQ and ubiquitin-like domain-containing protein
Exons: 11
Coding region: 75-2099 (674 amino acids)
Biological process (GO): cilium assembly
Cellular component (GO): acrosomal vesicle; motile cilium
Source: RefSeq, a predicted model, not a curated record
CAAGCAUCCAUACGUUACCACUUAGAAAUAUAUUUCGUAAUUUUACAAGUCAAAUAAAGUAAUCUGCGUUAAAAAUGUCUGAAGCCCAGUUCUGUGGAAAAUAUCAAGAAUGUCCCGACGAUAUCGUAAAUUUCGAAAAAUUGACCGUUAAAUUUCAAAUCUCCGAUACUCAGACGGUGGCACAAGUGUACCCAAAUUGCAUGACUAUUGCGGAAAUCAAAACAGAUUUGGGUAGAAAAUUCGAAGUAGAUCCAGGAGUCCUGAUUAUCUGCCAGGAUGGAAAGGAAGCAGAAGACAGUUUGAAGUUGGAAGCGUUGACUCAAAAUGAAUUUGGAAUUGUGGAGACUUACCUGAAACUCGAUGAGGAGCAGUCCAAGCAGAAGGAAUUUAAACUAGAUCCGCAAGUUUAUUAUAGCAAGCAUAAACUCCCGGAUUUCAUCACUGUCAACAUACCAAACGAAGAUAAUCCACUUUGUGGAUGCAACAAUGUUAUUGUAGAAAUCCAGAAUUUAGCAAUAAAGAAGCCCUAUCUUGGCGGCCAUCGAGAUCUUCGUACAGGCAAAGAAUACUUUGAUGCAUUCACCCAAACUGGACCCCCUCUGGAAAAGAUCAAAUACAGUGGAAUUUAUAGUAAAGACACGCAAACACAGGAGAUUCGAUCAAAAGCAGUCGAUACCAAAGUAGACCAUUCAGCUCAAAUAUUUGGUGAUGCAACAAAUUUCAUUCACGUCCCAUCCUCAUCUGACUACGUCAUUCAACCAAAACCCUACGAAACCUAUAAACAGAAAGUGAAACGAGAGAAUAAAAUCGGAAAAAUCAUUCUAAUCCAAAGAAAUCUGAGAAGAUACAUUCUAUGGAAAUUCAUCCGUGAAGCUGCUGCUGAGUACAGACUCUUACGGGCUGAGCAAGAUCGUCGGGACAAUUUAAUCACUGAAAAUGAUGCUAACAAAAUUCGAAAAGAUUGCGUAGUCAAAACAUUUCCAAAAACCAAGGAGGAUUUUGAUCUGCUAUUUGCUCAAAUUCAGCGAUGGAAAGAUGCUGAGAUUAAACGAAUUAAUAGCAUGUACUCAGGAGGGCCGAGGAUUGCUGAACUACAUUGCCUACUUGACAGAGAGAUCCAAUUAUUAAAUGGAGUGGAAAAGCAAAGAUCACUCGUCCGAAAGGCACUAAAAGAUUUCCGCGACGAACAGCAACUCAAAAAACUCGGAGAACCUGUGAAAUGGGUUGGUUAUGAAAACCUCGUGGUUGAAGUGGAUUUAUUGAGGACUCAGCGCGUUCGAUAUCUCACGGACUUAUACAAAGCAUUGAGAGACAGCUCUACGAAGACUGCUCGCCUUAAUCUCAUCAAUACGAUAAACGGGGUGCUCCAAAAAGAAGCAGAUCAGAAACCAGGACUUGAACCAACAAUAACUGAGCUCUUAGACUUAUUCGAAAGAGAGAAGAGUUUGUUGAUAUGCACAAAGAUGAAUGACUGCACACUGGACACAUUAAGGAAGAGGCAAGGGGUUCUGUUCGUGGAGAUCAUUCAAUACGUAGACGAGCAAAAAUCGAAAAAUUCCGAUUCAAAAAUGUGUGAAAAAUGCAAAACUGUUAAACAUAUCACCAAUUUCGCAUUGCGAACGCGACAGGCAAGCGUCGAUAUCUGCAAGAAUUGUCACUACAUGCGAGGUUCCGUAUCUGACAAUUCACUAUACAGAGCUAUCCUUCGAGCAAUUCAACGAGAUGAGAAGAAACGUAAAACGCUCGCUUCAUAUGCAUUUAUAAUACAAGAGGAUGAUGUUCGCUUCAUUAUUGAUAAAAUCUGGCAUGGACACUCGAUUCUCAGCAAAUGCAAUGAUCUUGCCCAUUUGAGAUUACCUCGUUGGGAGAAAAAAGACGAUUGGUCUCCAUGGAAUUGUGUCUGCUUAACGGAAGCUGAAGCCAGAGCGCAUGAUGAACUGGAAACCCUAAACGGUGUCUACCAUGAAGCCACCGUUCAAGACAUUCAGAGCAAGCAUUUACUGGCAAAAUCUGCAUUCAAGAAACUGCUUGAUGUCGAUGAUGACCUCGUCAAACCAGGACAUUGGUGGAGAGUCGGAAUUGACGAAAAACCACUUUAAAGCUUCAUUGCUAGCGUAAGCUUUUGUUUA